Molecule: messenger RNA, 171 nt
Organism: Schistosoma intercalatum
Lineage: Eukaryota; Metazoa; Platyhelminthes; Trematoda; Strigeidida; Schistosomatidae
Source: the annotation of a GenBank genome assembly
AUGACCAUUGUGAUAAUAUAUUGUAAUUAUCAAUUUAAUUUUUACGCACUGCAGACAGAGGAACUGACACGACUACGUUCUACUAAUCAAGAACAAGUAACACGUAUUGGACAUUUGGAAAUGAAACUAGAUGAGAAAGGACAUCAGUUGAAGAGUCAAACAAGUGAAAUC